Anguilla anguilla (European eel) is the source of this 2491-nucleotide messenger RNA. RefSeq names its product cyclin Dx (gene ccndx). Gene Ontology annotation, molecular function: cyclin-dependent protein serine/threonine kinase regulator activity. The transcript has 4 exons. The record is from RefSeq and is a predicted model, not a curated record. Gene Ontology annotation, biological process: regulation of cyclin-dependent protein serine/threonine kinase activity; mitotic cell cycle phase transition; positive regulation of G1/S transition of mitotic cell cycle. The coding region runs from base 434 to 1345 and encodes 303 amino acids. Lineage: Eukaryota; Metazoa; Chordata; Actinopteri; Anguilliformes; Anguillidae. Gene Ontology annotation, cellular component: cyclin-dependent protein kinase holoenzyme complex; nucleus; cytoplasm.
GCAAUCUGUUCCCCUCUCUCCGGGCCCCUCCCUCCCUUGUUCGGUACCCCCUCUCCCACCGCCUCUCUCUCUUUCUCCGUCCCUCUCCACCUGUUGACGCCAUUGUCGGACAGACGGCAUUGUCGCCUUUUCGCCAUUUUAUCUUUUUAACAAGUCGUCCCCGCCCCUCCUGCCCUCAUUACCCUUGUGCAGUAUAAAUAGGUAAAAAAACUCAGAUUCCCAGACCACACUGGGCAGAAGGACACAGACAUGCACGUACUCUGACACUGAGGGGAACAUCAGCAGCUCACAGCGUAACAGGCAGACUGACGCAUGCACGCACAGACGUGCGCUGGCGUGGGCGCACGGGCAGAAGCGGUCAGAUAACGGCGGGGGAGAGAAGGUUCCGGAACAGACGCCGAGGCGGUCGCCGUCGCCCGGGGAGCCCCGCGGGAUGUCCGGCGAGUCGCUGUGGUGCGAGGAGGAGGAGGGCCGGGGGCCGGCGGGGGGGCAGCUGCGGGCCCCCUGGGACCCCAGCGCGUGCGGGGAGCGGGUGGUGGGGAGGCUGCUGCAGUCGGAGGGGAGGUACCUGCCCUCCGCCCUCUACGUCUCCCUGGUCCGGAGAGACCCGCGGCAGAGAGACCAGCUGGCCAAGUGGAUCCUGGAGGUGUGCUGCGAGUGCGGCUGUGAGGAGGCGGUCUUCCCGCUGGCGGUGUCUCUGCUGGACCGCUUCCUGUCCGUCUCGCUCUCCCUUCCCCCCUGCCCCUGGAGCCUGUGCUCCGCCUGCGUCCUCCUGGCCUCCAAGCUGAGCGAGAGCCAGACGGUCUGCGCAGACGGCCUGCGUGCCUGCGCAGACGGGAGCUUCACGGCCCGGGACCUGCAGGAGAUGGAACGCGUCGUCCUAGCAACCCUCCGAUGGGACGUUGCCGCGGUAACCCCUCAAGACUUCCUCCCGCACUUCUUGUCCGCGCUCGGGGAGCCGCACGAGGGAGAAACACCGGCGGGGGUCUCCCUGGCGACGCUGCGUCGGCAUGGCGACACCCUGGUCGCCAUGUGCGUCUGCGACUCGGCCUUCCUGGGAGCUCCGCCCUCCCUGGUCGCCGCGGCGGCGCUGGACGCCGCCGUUAGGGGCCUGGGCGGCAGGGGGCCUCAGCCUGGUCACGUGACCGCCGUGCUCUCCGCACUUUGCCGGACCGACGUGGCUGUGCUGCAGUACUACAGUGACCUGAUAGAGGGCGCCCUCAGAGAGCGUCUGAGAAACGGACAGAGACAAAAAGCGAGGGAGGAGAAGAGAGAAGACCAGGAUGGAGAGAUGGAGGACGAAAGAGCAAGUACACCAACUGACCUGAGAGAGAUCAGUUUUUAAAUCAGUGUGAGGAUGAGUUCAAACACACGCUGAAAAACCAGAAAUCUAAUCUUUUGAUUAGAUGUAUAAUAAGACUGAUAAGCAAUUUACCAUACUUGCUUCUAGGUCCAUUUCAUAAGAUCUUUUUUACUAUACUGAACACACUGCUGUUUAUCUAUGUUUCUGCAAUUCUGAAAAAUUGUUUUUAUUUCUAUUAGUGCAUACAACAUAGAGCAUUCAUGUUCUGUCAUAGUAUAUAUUGUAAUAUUAUUCAUAUAGAUUAUUUAUAGUUGUUAUCACUGUUUAAUAAUAUAAUAUUAUAAUUUGUUGUUUGCAUGGCAUUGUUGUUUACAUAGUAUAAUUUUGUGUUUGUGAUCAUGAUUAUUAUUUGUUCAGAUUUAUUAAUUUAACAAUUUGAAUGUAUUUAUUUAUUUAUUUUGAUGUAUUUUAUCAGUGCUAAUUUAUUUCAUUCAUUAUUACUUAUUAUCUCUGAAGAACUAUCUUUGAAAAAUGUACGUAUACACAUAUAUCUAUUUUCAAAUUAAUAUUUAAUAUCUAUAUGGCGAGUUCUUUUGAGAGCAUGUCCAUGUGGUUGUUACUUCUCAAUAAAAUGUUUUAUUUUAUUUUUUAACUUUACUGGAAAGGUGAUCAGUUUGAGAGGACUGGAGAGAUUCUCUGAUUACUGAUCUCCAUAAAAAACAAAACUGUGAUUGACACACGCUGCACUUAAUUGAUGCUGUUAUGGUAUCUACAUUACAGCUUGUCAGUAGUUGAGCAACAGCACAAUGUUUGCUGUUUCAGUUCUGUACUCCAGCACAUUGAAUUUGAAAUGAAACGAUGAAUAUGAGGCUAAAGUGCAGACUGUCUUUAAUUUGAGGGUAUUUAUCCAUGUUUGGUGAACUUAGUAGGAAUUACAGCCUUUUUUAUAUAUAGUUCCUCAUUUUAGGGCACCAAAAGUAAUGGGGCAAUUGGCUGCUUGGCAGCUGUUUCUUGGCCUGCUGUGUGUCUUUGCAUCAUUAGUUCAUGCACAAAAAAGCUAACAAAAGACUUUGAGUUGAUUCUAGGUGUUGAUUUGGAGUCUUUUACUGUUGUCUCUCAACAUGAGGACCAAAAUGGCAAUCCCAAUAAAGUAGGGUUGAAAAUUAGAAUAAAUCAAUCAGAGACAUA